Ochotona princeps (American pika) is the source of this 1508-nucleotide messenger RNA. RefSeq names its product phosphoserine aminotransferase 1 (gene PSAT1). Gene Ontology annotation, cellular component: cytoplasm. Lineage: Eukaryota; Metazoa; Chordata; Mammalia; Lagomorpha; Ochotonidae. The coding region runs from base 371 to 1483 and encodes 370 amino acids. The record is from RefSeq and is a predicted model, not a curated record. Gene Ontology annotation, molecular function: O-phospho-L-serine:2-oxoglutarate transaminase activity; pyridoxal phosphate binding. The transcript is spliced from 9 exons. Gene Ontology annotation, biological process: L-serine biosynthetic process.
GCAGGCGGGCAGAGCGGCCUCUCUCAACCACCAGCUAUCUUGGCGCGGGCGCUGAACCGAGCAAAGAAAGCUGUUGCAAUCUCCCCUGUGCCUUGCAUGGAUUGAAAGGGGGGUUGGAACACGAACAACCAGGAGGAGCCACGGUUCCCGGCCUCGGCUCGGGGGCCAGGCCAAUAGGGAUGUGAGCUCCCCCGGUGCCAACCAAUGAGUACCAGGGCCUUCGACGGUGGCCCAAUGGAACGCCGACUGGGCCCGGGGAGAAGGCGGGGAGCCGGAGCCCCGCCGCAAACCCGCGCGGCCAAGUCCGGGUGAACCCGCUGGACGCGCUGUGGUCCCUCCGUAGCUGACUCGCCUCCCGCACCGCCGCGCCAUGGACUCUCCGAAGCAGACUGUCAACUUCGGGCCCGGGCCCGCCAAGCUGCCACGCUCGGUAUUGUUAGAGAUACAGAAGGAGUUGGUGGACUACAAAGGCCUUGGCAUUAGCGUUCUUGAAAUGAGUCACAGGUCAUCUGAUUUCGCCAAGAUUAUUAACAACGCAGAGACUCUUGUGCGGGAAUUGCUAGCCGUUCCAGACAAUUACAAGGUGAUUUUCCUACAAGGAGGUGGGUGUGGUCAGUUCAGUGCUGUACCCUUCAAUCUGAUUGGCCUGAAACCAGGAAGGUGUGCGGACUAUGUGGUGACGGGAAUUUGGUCAGCAAAGGCGGCUGAAGAAGCCAAGAAGUUUGGGACGGUGAAUAUGGUCCUGCCUAAGCUUGGAAGUUACACAAAAAUCCCGGAUCCGAGCACCUGGAACCUUAACCCAGAGGCCUCCUAUGUGUAUUACUGCGCCAAUGAGACUGUGCAUGGCGUGGAGUUUGACUUUGUACCUGAUGUCAAGGGAGCCGUCCUGGUGUGUGACAUGUCUUCGAAUUUCCUCUCCAGGCCAGUGGACGUUUCCAAGUUCGGUGUGAUUUUUGCCGGUGCCCAGAAGAACGUGGGCCCUGCGGGGGUCACGGUGGUGAUCGUGCGUGAUGACCUGCUGGAAUUCGCCCUCCCGGAGUGCCCCUCCAUCCUGGAGUACAAAGUGCAGGCGGCCAGCGGCUCCUUGUACAACACACCCCCGUGUUUCAGCAUCUACGUCGUGGGCUUGGUGCUGGAGUGGAUUAAGAACAAUGGUGGGGCAGCGGCCAUGAAGAGGCUCAACACCAUCAAGUCUCAAAUGAUUUAUGAGAUUAUUGAUAAUUCGCAAGGAUUCUAUGUGUGUCCAGUGGAGCCUCGAAGCAGAAGCAUGAUGAAUAUUCCGUUCCGCAUCGGCAAUGCCAAGGGGGACGAAGCUUUAGAGAAACGGUUCCUCGAUAAAACCCUUGAGCUGAACAUGCUCUCCCUGAAAGGGCACAGGAGCGUGGGAGGCAUCCGGGUCUCUCUGUACAAUGCUGUGACCGUUGAAGAUGUUCAGAAGCUCGCGGCCUUCAUGAGGAACUUUCUGGAGAUGCAUCAGCUGUGAACACAGCCUCCGUGCACAUCCUCUG